Molecule: messenger RNA, 3257 nt
Organism: Sorex fumeus (smoky shrew)
Lineage: Eukaryota; Metazoa; Chordata; Mammalia; Eulipotyphla; Soricidae
Gene: ALG2
Product: ALG2 alpha-1,3/1,6-mannosyltransferase
Exons: 2
Coding region: 52-1278 (408 amino acids)
Molecular function (GO): GDP-Man:Man(1)GlcNAc(2)-PP-Dol alpha-1,3-mannosyltransferase activity; alpha-1,3-mannosyltransferase activity
Source: RefSeq, a predicted model, not a curated record
UGCGCGGAUAAGCCCGGGAGGCCACGGGGGUCCGGGACGGCCGCGCGGGCCAUGGCGCAGGAGCGAGGCCCGUCCGUGCUGUUCCUGCACCCGGACCUCGGCGUGGGUGGCGCCGAGCGGCUGGUGCUGGACGCGGCGCUGGCGCUGCAGGCGCGCGGCUGCAGCGUGCGGAUCUGGACGGCGCACUACGACCCGGGCCACUGCUUCUCCGAGAGCCGCGCCGUGCCGGUGCGCUGCGCCGGGGACUGGCUGCCGCGGAGCCUGGGCUGGGGGCGUCGUGGCGCCGCGCUCUGCGCCUACGUGCGCAUGAUCUACCUGGCCCUCUACGUGCUCUUCCUCGGCGACGAGGAGUUCGACGUGGUGGUGUGUGACCAGGUGUCUGCUUGUAUCCCUGUGUUCAAGCUGGCCAGGCGGCGCAAGAAGAUCCUGUUUUAUUGUCACUUCCCCGAUCUGCUGCUCACAAGGAGAGAUUCCUUCCUGAAGCGAUUGUACAGGGCCCCCCUCGACUGGCUAGAGGAGCACACCACGGGCAUGGCUGACUGCAUCCUGGUCAACAGCCGGUUCACAGCUGCCAUUUUUAAGGAGACAUUCAAGUCCCUGUCUCACAGAGACCCCGAUGUUCUCUACCCAUCCCUAAACGUCACCAGCUUCGACUCAGCCAUUCCUGAGAAACUGGAUGACCUUGUCCCCCAGGGAAGGAAAUUCCUGUUCCUCUCUAUCAACAGGUACGAACGAAAGAAGAACCUGGCAUUGGCGCUGGAAGCUCUGGUCACGCUGCGUGGGAGACUGUCAGCCCAAGACUGGGACCAGGUUCACCUGAUCAUGGCAGGUGGUUAUGACGAGAGAGUCCAGGAGAACGUGGAACACUAUCAGGAGCUGAAGGCCAUGGUCCAGCAGGCCGAGUUGGGCCCGCACGUGACCUUCCUGCGUUCUUUCUCGGACCAACAGAAAAUCUCUCUCCUGCACGGCUGCACAUGUGUGCUCUACACCCCCAGCAACGAGCACUUUGGCAUCGUCCCGCUGGAGGCCAUGUACAUGCGCUGCCCAGUCAUCGCUGUCAAUUCUGGGGGGCCCCUGGAGUCCAUUGUGCACAGCGUGACGGGGUUCCUGUGUGAGCCUGACCCCAUGCACUUCUCAGAAGCCAUCGAGAAGUUCAUCCAGGAACCUUCAUUGAAAGUCACAAUGGGACUGGCUGGCAGGGCCAGGGUGAAGGAAAAGUUCUCCUCAGAAGCCUUCACCGAACAGCUCUAUCAGUAUGUCACCAAGCUACUGGUCUAGAUUGUUCUAAGGUCUUGGUGCUAUAUUCAUUGAUGCCAUUUUCAUUCCUGUUAGCUACAGUUUUGAAACCAUUAAAGAAACCCAGAACCUAGCCUGUAUAAAUGUAGCACUGGCUGGGGGCUGGAGUGAUAGGAUGUUGGGUGGGGCACUUGCCUUGCACAUGGCCCACCUGGAAUCAGUUCCCAGCACCCUGUCUGGUUCCCCAACUUUUCACCAGCAGUGAUCGCUGAGCUCCAAGCCAGGAGUAGGCCCUGAGCACUGCUGGGAGAGGCCAAAAAACCCAAAAAUAAAUAGAAUGCAGAGAGAGAGCUCAACAGACUGAGCACUGGCAGGAGGUCAGGGGUCCAUUCCCAGUGCCACAUGGUCUCCCUGGAGCAACCCCCAGGCGCUGAGCUGGAUUAGCCCCUGAGUAUCAUUGUGAAUGACCCCUAAACCAAAAUAUAAAUAAAUACUUGAAUACUUGAAUCUUAAAUCUGAGCCUUCUUCUAUUACAUCAGACCUUGUCUACUUUGUCUGAAAAAGUCCUAGGCCAUCAGCAUUCUAAUCCUUAGCAAUGGUGAUUAGUAUGGCACAACUCAUGUAGGAUGUUUUCAUUUUAUUUUCAGUAGAUUAUUGGUGUUCUCCCUAUCAGUUUGGACCCAUGCUGUGCUUUCAUUGGUUUUUAGUGAAUCAUCAUUAAAGUCGAUUAAUUUGGCUUGAUAGCAUAAGGAGAAUAUAGUGAAAUUCUAGUGCCCAGAACCAAUCCACCUAAGUUCCUGCUGUUUUCCAUUAGGAAAGCUUUUGUUGUCCUUCCUUUACCUAGAUUCCCUUUUCUUGGAUUCGUUUAGCAAGAAUGCUCUCUCUCUAUAUUUUUUUAAAUUUUUUUUUUAACAAAGACAGUGUAUUUUUACACAGAGACCCACCCAUAAAAAAUAUUUGUCUUAAGAAAAGAGAUUUGCUCGAGCGGGCCCAGUAACGUCUCCAUUGGAGACUUUGAUGUUACUGUGUCUGGCAUAUCCAAUACUCUCGGUAGCUUGCCAGGCUCUCCGAGAGGGGCGGAGGAAUCGAACUCGGGUCGGCCAUGUUGGCUGCGUGCAAGGCAGACGCCCUACCCGCUGUGCUAUCACUCCAGAAUAAAGUGCUUGAUUUGGGGCCUUCACAAUCUCUUUGAUUACUCAGGAAGAGAGACAGGACCACCAUAUCUAUGUCAGAAACCAAUGUCAACUGGAUGUCGGCAUGAAAGGUGGGGGCUGAGGGUGGGAUUCUUAUGUGUGCAAAGGGUGUUUUGUUGAUUGUCAGCCUGGCAAAUAUUUGGGCCCUAUGAAGGAAGCCCCGACUUCGUGAAGAGAAAUGCUUUGCAUUGUGGCAGCCCCUCCUGAGGCUUUCCUGAAUCGACACCCACCUUCCCAGCAGGAAGUAUCAGUCCCCCUCCGAAAACUAAACCUCCCCCAGCACUGGCCAAUUUCAGAGCUCAGUCUUUGCCCUCUGGACUAAGCACAAAUCAAAUAUAAAACACUUUACAACAUUUCAUUAAAAGUAAAUUCAUAUUUUUAGUCACCCAAACACUACCAGAAAUUACCCCAAAAUACAGAGCCAGGAGUAAGCCUAGAGCACAGCUAUUUUUGCCCCCAAAAUAAAAGAACUGGCAAAGAUUCUUCACCCACUCUCAGAACACAGGUCUGAGCCUAACAGACUGAAGCCUUGGGCCACUCACUCCAUAUUCCCGGCACAGCAGCUAUUCAACGCUGACGUGAGGUAUGAAUAUUCUGCCUUUCCCAUGGAGGAAUCAUGAGGGAUCACCUCGAUACAAUAAAAUACUUGAAACCCUACUUGGCACGUUGGGCUAUAAAACAGAGUUGUUUGCUAUUUGAAGAUAAAAAAUGACAAGUUCCACAUGGAUUGGUGUUCUCUACUGUCUCCUUUUGGGGUUCUUUAAAGGGUAAAAUGUCACAUUAUAAUUGGCCGCUUUGGCCUGUCACGAGAGUAUUUUAACAAACUAG